AUGGCCUUCUAUAUUGUUACUUUUGGAUGUAUAAUAAUUUCAUUAGUGGAUUUGACUCUGAAGCAGACAAAUACAAAUGGGAAAUAUGAAGUUGCGCAACAGGCAGAAGAAGUGGUAAGCACGAUGCUUGCAAAGGGUUCCGUUCUGGGAAAAGACGCGCUGCAAAAGGCGAAGUCAUUUGACGAGAAACACCAGUUGACAUCGAACGCGUCUGCGACCGCUGUUUCCAUUGACCAAAAGAUGGGUUUGACUCAGAAGUUAAGUACGGGGACAACUGUCGUUUAUGAAAAGAUGAAAGAAGUGGACGAACGUUACCAAGUAUCCGAAGCAACAAAAUCCGUCGUUGCUAAAGCUGAGCAGAAGGCGAGCGAUGCUGGUUGA
This is a messenger RNA of Helianthus annuus (common sunflower), 381 nucleotides long. RefSeq names its product binding partner of ACD11 1-like. Lineage: Eukaryota; Viridiplantae; Streptophyta; Magnoliopsida; Asterales; Asteraceae. The coding region runs from base 1 to 381 and encodes 126 amino acids. The record is from RefSeq and is a predicted model, not a curated record. The transcript has a single exon.